UAUUCCCCUGUCCUCAAGGAAAUGAAGGAGGAUUUGGAGAAGGCAGUCCCUGGUGUGACUGGAAGUGAAGGUCAUCCAGCUUCCCCGCCGAGUUCCAGGACUGAAGCUCUGUCAGAUCACACGGGUCCGGAAAGAGGAAAGGGUGCAUCGAGAGGAGGGUAUUACGCCUGGUGGUCGUCCCGUGUCCAAAGGAAACCCGUGAUGAAAAUAGGGGAGGCAGUGCAUGGCGGAACUAAAGGGACUGACCAAGAGACUGUGCAGAAGAAGCCGUUGCAGGAAGGCAGCAGUGACACGCAGCCAGUCUCUGACCGAAAUGCUCAGGCAGAACAAGCAGCUGCUUUGCCAGGGGUGGACGUAGGGAAAAUCACAAAGGCUGCUGUUGGCAAGGAGCUGCAAAAACGCCACAUCCCAGUGGUUGCUGUGGUCUCAGCUGCGCUGCUGUCCGUGCUGACCCUGGCCUGCAUUCCUAUGCUAUGGAUGUGGAAAAAAUACCUGGCGCGCAAGAGAGAACGGGCAGCUGCAGGACAAGCUCCUCCUGACACCGACUGCGAGAGAGAUCAGAACACAAGCGAAGGCCAAGCAGAGCUGGAGGAGGCUGCAGAGCAGGAUGCACUUGACCAAAGAAACAACCUUUCCAUCCCAUUAUGGUGGUCCUCCAAUGCAGAAUUUGCCGAGCUGUGCAGCGGAAUCAGCACAGACCCCUCCCUUCAGCCCGCAUGGCCCAGCAGCUCUCCCGCUGACAACAUCUCUUCCGUUCAUACUUGCAGUCCUUAGGACUCCCCUGAGCCAUCCAGUGCCCCUGUUACCGGUGCUGAGGGCUCAGGUUCAUUUCCAUCAAGUUCCAUCUUUAUGAUCAAUAAAAACAUCCUAUUCCAAA
Tympanuchus pallidicinctus (lesser prairie-chicken) is the source of this 877-nucleotide messenger RNA. RefSeq lists its product as uncharacterized. NCBI's taxonomy places the organism in Eukaryota, Metazoa, Chordata, Aves, Galliformes, Phasianidae. The record is from RefSeq and is a predicted model, not a curated record. The coding region runs from base 22 to 774 and encodes 250 amino acids. The transcript has 5 exons.